Epithele typhae is the source of this 1170-nucleotide messenger RNA. Its product is annotated as cytochrome P450. Lineage: Eukaryota; Fungi; Basidiomycota; Agaricomycetes; Polyporales; Epitheliaceae. Gene Ontology annotation, molecular function: heme binding; monooxygenase activity; iron ion binding. The transcript has 8 exons. Bases 1 to 1170 code for a protein of 389 amino acids. The record is from RefSeq and is a predicted model, not a curated record.
AUGCCGCCCUCUGCAUCCAGUCUUGUAGCGCUCGCAGUGGGGGUAUGGGCUCUCUACAAAACAUACAUCAAAUUCAUCAUGCCCCGUCCGGAGGACAUCAUUCCCGCACCACCGCUUCAUGCCUGGUUCCUGGGACACCUUCCGAUGGUCAUGGGCCGCCAGGGCUGGAAACAGUGGAGUGCUUGGACCGAGCAAUAUGGCACUACCUUCAGACUCAAGUUCCCCGUCGAAGGGCGCAUGGUGGUUACUCACGACCCCAAGGUACUGCAUCAUGUCUUGGUCAAGGACAGCGACAACUUUCCCAAACAUAUCUCGCCAUCUGAUGACCUUAAACUUCUCCUCGGCCCAGGAGUGCUCACUACCGUGGGGCACCAACACAAACGGCAAAGGAAGCUUCUCACCCCAGUAUUCGCCGCUUCGCAUCUUCGAAACAUGACACACAUAUUCUACAGUGUCGCCCACAGGGUGGUCGAAGCUAUGGAGAAGCGGAUUCCCACCCACGAGACUACGGAAGACCUGGAUGUCAACGGUUGGAUGGCGCGCACAACUCUUGAGAUGCUCGGCCAGGCCGGCCUAGGGUACUCCUUCGACAACUUCCUAGACGACUCGACGGACGAGUACGGGCAGUCACUGAAGAUGUUCUUCCCAACGCUUAACUCCGCCGUGCUCAUACAGCUUGUGACCCCUGUCAUGUCAAAAUAUAUCCCUGAUUGGCUCAGUCACGCCUUAUGGCGCAUAUUCCCGAAUAAAAACAUCAACCACAUGAUGCACAUUCGGGACACGAUGUACCGUCGCUCCAAAGAGAUUAUUUUGGAGAAGAAAUUGGCACUCGAGAGAGGCGACCAGGCGCUCGCUCAUGAGGUCGGCGAGGGCAAGGACAUCAUGAGCAUUUGCCUGAAGGCCAACAUGUCCGCGGCGGACCACGAAAAGAUGGACGAUGAGGAGAUUAUUGCCCAAAUGUCUACGUUCAUUAUCGCCGGAAUGGACACAACUUCGAACGCUCUCUCACGCAUCCUGUUGCUCCUCGCGGAACACCCGGAUGCUCAGGAGAAACUGCGCGCUGAGAUACUCGAGGCGCAGGGGGUAGACCGCUCGGACAUCUCGUACGAAGACCUCAUAAAGCUGAGUGCAUGCCGCUAUUGUAGCCAGGGAUGCCACUCAUAUUUCUGA